Molecule: messenger RNA, 1362 nt
Organism: Suillus paluster
Lineage: Eukaryota; Fungi; Basidiomycota; Agaricomycetes; Boletales; Suillaceae
Exons: 4
Coding region: 1-1362 (453 amino acids)
Source: RefSeq, a predicted model, not a curated record
AUGAACCCUUCCGACACUCUCGGGACUGAUUCUAACAUUUCUCACACAAAUACUCCUGCAAAAUUUGCCCCUGCAGCUAGUGAUCGCCCUGUAGUGCCUACCCAGGUGGAAUAUUUUGAUCCUUUCUGCCCAGUGCAAGCUUACAGUGUGCGUGAAAAUUCCCGCUUCCUCGAGGGUCUGGGCCAUCCACGGAUGCAUCCUCCCCAUGCCAUGUAUCGUGAUUCGGAGUAUCCAUCUCCCCGCAUGUACAGCCUGGCCCUUUAUCCUGCUGGACCAUUACCUCCUAGUCCUGAUACCUCUGGACUGGUGCCUCCCACUGUCACAAACAUCCGACCUCCCUCUAUCCCUCCAAUCGCUUUUGCAGAGGCUGUGUCUGACAAAGAGCUUGAACAACCGUUACUUGCACCUGCUAAGGUGGGUGGUAAGGGAAAAGGCCCCACAAAGCCACAGGCUGACCCUGACAGCAAGCCAGUAGUUGGCGAGGCCCCCAAAAAAGGUCGGAAAGCUGGGGUGACUGGCUACUCUGCUGACGAAGUCAACCGUAUACUUAAGGAGAUUGGUCGAUGUCUCCCUCUUGGCGGAAAAGCUUGGGAUGCUGUUACAGUCACUUAUAAUCAGUGGGCUCGGCAGAAUCAUAUGAUGGAGCGCUCAUCCAAGGCCAUUCAAGCGAAGUAUGAUAUGAUUUGUUGUAUGGAAAAACCCACAGGAGAUGGCAAGCUGCCUGAAUAUGUGGAACUUGCUUGUCAGAUUGAGGAUUCCAUUACGAGGAAGUCAGGGAUGAUUGCACUUGGUGACUCUGAGUGGGAUGAAGGUGAUAUUGGGAGUGAGAUUGAAGGGAAAGAUGUUCUAGAAGUGUCAAGUGAGUCUGACGAGGGAGUGAGAGGUGCGAAGGUAAAGCACACAGGCCCAAAGAAGACAGUUGUCAAGGCAUUUCGUGCAAAUCCUCUCCUUGAACCCAGUGCUCGCCGACCUCAUACUACUGCUGCUUCUGAUGCAUUGUUGUCACUGACAUCUGUCUUUAAUCCUGCUGCUAUCAAGGAUCGUGACGAGACUCGGCUCUCAUCACUUGUCCAAUUCAAUCAGAUCAACACUCUGAAAGCUGAACUUCGCGAAGUGAGGCAAUGCAUUGAAUCGCUCAAUGACCACCUCAUGCAAGAGUGUCAUCGCGCAGAUCGUGCAGAGAGCCAAGUCGAAAUGCUCAAGUACAUGUUAUCAUCUCAGAAUGAGGCUCAUACCCCUGCUUGUCCUCCUGCUUAUCCCCGUCAAGCUUCGCCAUACUAUUUCACCUCUCCCUCACAAAGCCGUCGACGCCCUCGCUACUCUCCAUCACACUACUCUCCAUCACACUACUCACCUCGUUGA